Lucilia sericata (common green bottle fly) is the source of this 2105-nucleotide messenger RNA. Its product is annotated as prominin-like protein. Lineage: Eukaryota; Metazoa; Arthropoda; Insecta; Diptera; Calliphoridae. Gene Ontology annotation, cellular component: membrane. Bases 570 to 2105 code for a protein of 511 amino acids. The record is from RefSeq and is a predicted model, not a curated record. The transcript has 11 exons.
UCAGUUCAUUUUGUUCAUUCGUUGGAAAAGGUUGUCAACUCGGUUAAACGCUGCGGUUGGAUGCAGGUCUUUCUGCAUUUGAAGUGUGUAUGUGUUGUGUGUGUGUUGGUUUCUCCAGGAAAAAGCAAAAAAUAACAUAAAUUUCUAUAAGAUUUUUGGAAAAAAGUGAUUAAUUUAUGAAAUUGAUUAAUUAAAAAGCAAAGAAAGAAAAAUUAAAAGAGAAUUUCAACAUUGUAAUAGAAUAUAUAGUGGAUAUAAUUUCCAUAGAGAAAUAUAAAUAAAUGGUGUGUAUACAAAAUUUUUUUCUUAAUGGCUACAUUGAUCGUUUUGACAACAGCCUCCACACAUUGCCAAAUGAUUUCAAUAGAAGGAAAAAUUAAAAUUUAAUUAUUCGCGCUAGGUGUGCAGCAAGCAUCUCCUCUCACACUCAUCUCAAAUCGAAUAAGAAACAAAAUAAAAAAACUAAACAUUCCUUCAACGAAUAAAAAAUUAUAAUAAAACAAAAGCAAACUGAAAAAAAGACAAGAAAAAAACCAUAGUUUCACAUAAAACAUAAAAUUUUUACAAAAAUGACAUUGAAAACUUUAGAUGUUUAUCAUCAGCAUUCAAGAUUAAGUCAAAUCAAGUCAUCAUCAUGGAAGACAAUGAGCUUUAGUUUAUUACUGCUGCUAGUAGUAGUUUGCAGUUUGUGCAAAACAAGUUGUGCAUUUGACAUGAAUACCAAAUUAAAUUUAAAGCCUACAAAAUAUACGGAUUGGUCAAAGAAUGUAACAUAUAAAAGUACCACAGAUUACAAUGCACGUGGCAUGAAACCUUUAUAUGAAAUCACUCAAAAAGUAAUGUGGCUUUUGAUUGGUGGCGAAACUCCAAUACCAGAUGGCUAUUUAACAUUUAAAGAUUCUACAGUACAGUUGGGACCCAAAGUAGAGCGCAAUGAAUGGGGUGAUUUGAUUCUACAUUAUUGGCCUAUUUUAUUGAUUGUUUUGAUAGUAGGAGUCCUAGUGGCUUCUAUGCCUAUAAUAGGCUUAUGUUUCUGUUGCUGCCGUUGUGCUGGUGCAUGUGGUGGUCGUUCUGAGCCAUUUGAUAAAAAACAUGAUACCUGCCGCCGUGUUUUUCUAGGUUUCUUUUUAAUACUUUUAGCCACAGGAAUAUUGUUUGGUGUUAUUGUGGCAUUUGCCACUAAUAGUUAUAUGCAAUAUGGUAUAGAUGACAGCACUGCUGUGGUACGUGCCGGUAGCAAUGAUACUCAAACAUUCUUAGAAGUAACCUCAGAACAAUUGGAAUAUGUUUUAGUUAAUAAUUACAAACAGUUAUCCGAUCAAUUGGAACUGAUUUUAAGAGAAACUUCUGACUUCAUUAUUACUCAGUUAGAACAAAAGUCUAUGGCUGUUUCGGUGGGUUAUCUUACUGAUUUUCUUAAAAAACUGCCAGACUUGCAGAGAAAAUUACAGAAAAUGAAAUUAAUAACAAAUGAUCUAAGGGUCUAUGCUUCUCAAUUAAGUGAUGGUUUACGUGGUGUUAAACGCGAUUUAUUAGUUAUGCUUAACAAAUGUUCAGAUCAGUCUUGUAAGGAAGUUUUGAAUAGAUAUGAAAUUGGAAAAUUAGAUGCUAAUGGUAUCCAUUAUGAUCAGAUGGUAGAUCGUUAUUUUCCUAAGCUGCCUGAUGUCACUUCUAUAAUUGAAAAUUUAGAACAAUUAAUAAGCGAUGAUAUAGCCUCGGCUGGAGAACGUGGUAAUAAAGCUUUGAAAGCCAUGCGUAAACAUUUAAAUGAUACAAUUGCCAUAUAUACCCCACAAAUUGUUGAUGCCAUUACGAAAGCCGGUGAAGGUUUGCUUAAAGCUUCAAAUGAUAUUAAAACAAAUUUGCAAAAGGUUUCAAAAAUUAUUGGUACAAAUACCCAUAAAUAUACCAAUAUUGCUGAUAAUUAUCGUACCGAAUAUGGUCCAUAUCGUUUCUAUGUGGGCAUUGCUGUAUGCUCAGUUUUAUUAUUAGUUUUAGUUUGUUUAGUGGCAGCAUUAUUGUGUGGCAUAUGCGGAAAACGUCCAGAUGGUUAUGGUGAUGAUUGCUGUAAUAAAGGUUCUGGUUCCCGAUUCCUUAUGUUGUAA